CAUCAGACUCAAGAGCAAGAGAGCGAAGGUGAAAGGAGCUAUAAAAAUGACAACAGUAAGACUGACAGAACAAUGCUUUUGGUCAAUAAACCUCAAGAUCCUAAAAGACUAGGUACACUUAAUUUUCACCAAUGCAGCCCAGAAGAUUUGUCCAAGUAUGCAGUCACAAGAAAGGCCAGACACCCAAUAGAGAAAGACUUUAGGGAGGCAAUGGAAAAAGAAAGAUUACCAACUAAAAUGGCCCCUUGUCAUUUUCAAAACCUGCAUAAUCCCACUGAAAGUAAACACUCAAGGCACUACAAUCAGGAUAAAGGAAAUUUUGUAAGCAUCAACAAAGCUAUAGUUAAUGAAAAGAACUUGCACCAACAUUCCAAAGAUCUAAACAAGGUUAACCAACAAGAUGCAAGGUCUCAGAAACCAGCCCAAGAUAAGUUUUCUCUUUCAGUAAAUCCAAACAGUGUAAAAAAAUUAUCUAAAGCAAGCUCAAACAAAGCUUACAAGGAAGUUAAAAUAAUCCCCGAACAACAAAUUCCUAUUCAAAUUGGCAUAAAGAAGCAGGGGACUCCAAAGUAUGUAAGCAGAAGUGAAACCAAUAAUACAAAUGACACCUGCAAGGCUGAUGGAACAAUGCAUUUAGUCAAGAGACCUCAAGAUCCAAACCGACAAAGUACACUUCAAAUUUACAGUUACAAUCCAAAAGAUUUGUCCAAGUAUGAAAUCGCAAAAAAAGUCAGAAACAUUAUAAAAGAAAACAUUAAACAUACACCAGAGAAUUCAAAACAAAGUCUGCCUAAAAUGGAAAGAAAGGAAAAACUGCCAACUAAGACAGCUGCUUGUCAUGUUCAAAACCUGCACAACCACACUGAAAGUAAUUACUCAAUGGACUACAACCAGGAUGAUGGAAACUGUGUAACCAAUGGCACUGCUAAUGAUGGAGAUGAAGACUUAUCAAAACAUUCAAUAGCUCUGGACAUGAUAAAUGAUGACUUAAAAGAUGACGUGGCACAUUCAAUAAAGCCAAAGAGCAAACAAAGAUCAGCAAAUGCAAGUUCAAACAAAGGAAAAAACACAGAAAAACAAAUUUCUCAUAAAAAAUAUCAAAAGAAGCAUCACACUCAAGUCAAAAAGAACAAAAGUGAAAGGAGUGAACACAACAGCAACAAUAUAGCUCUACAUUUAAAAAGAAACGCAACUUUUAGGAGAAAAAAGUCAAAACGAUUCUUGAUGGAAAAUAGCAAUAAGAAUGUAGACUAUCGUAAGGCUCACAGAAAAAAUCAGCGUGGAUCAGUAGACCCAAGCAUAUAUCAUGCCAAUAUAGAGUUUACGAAUCCAGAAUAUAUUUCAAUGUGUGAAAUGAUUGACAAUUUAAUCAAAGAGGACAAGGCUUCCCAAAGAAGUACAUUGUCUUUGGAAUUACCUCAAGAUACCAAUAGUUUACAUGAUCAAAAGUUUACAAAGAAACCAUGCGCAGUCACUUCUCAAAAUGAACAAAUAUAUUCAGGCAGUCAAGUAAUUGAGGCAGAGAUAAAAAUUCCAAACCAAAAAAGGAAAAGAGAUAUUGGAAAUGAUUAUGGUAAAGCUCAAAAUUUAAAAAGGUUAUCUAAACCAGAUCACUUACUGCCAAAAGCGUAUCAAAGGGAAAGGUAUUCAGAAAGACGGAGGCAUAUUCAUUAUCAUCAAAGAAGAAGUGGAGCUUGGCGUGAUGCCGAUUAUCACAAAGCUUCUGAAUUUAAGCGAGAUUGGGAACAACUACUUCGACGCAAGUAUACAAAACCGUAUCCAGACAACACUGCAAAGAAAAGAAGUCAUGACAGGUCAACUAAUGGACACAAGUAUGAGAGGUCCACCAAAAAAGAAUAUGGUACUAAAUAUAACAUCAACAAUGGUAAAUCUCAUAGGGAAGAUUUUGAGAGAAUUGUAAGAAAAGGAAGUCUGAUGUUAAGAUGUCAAGAUGAUUUCAAUAAAUCAGUAAGGCAACGAAAUACAGAAUUACCGUCCAGAAAUCACCAAAAAGGAAUAGCUUAUGAACUUACAAACGCAAUCCACACCAUUACAGACACAAACAUGGUUAAAAGACAAGAAAAACAUCGUCCAGACCUCAAGAUUACAGAAACUAAAGAGCCCCGAUUAUUAGAAAAAAUGCAGAGAGAAUCCCAAAAUGCUAGCGCUAAUGUUCAUCAAGCUAGCAUGCCCUUUCUUGCAACUUCAAGCAAAGAGGGAAGGGCAUUAAAAGAAGGAGGUUCUAAUGAAAUGGAUGACACAGUAAAUAUACAGAUAGAUGUGUUUAACAGAAACAAUCAAAGAAUUAACCCAAACAGAAGAGAUGAAAGCAUCUACUCAUGGUUUGAGCUAUGGAUACAAAUUGUACCAGGUAACAAGAUGAUGCAAGAUGAUAAACUGCAACAAAUAACAUUUUUAACUGGUGGCACUAACCCCAGAUUGGUUUUCAGGGAGUGGGGGUAUGUUACUCGGAGUAUGAAAUGCAAGUCACUUCAAGUGCUAUCCUUCACACAAAGAAAUAACACACUGAAGAUUACAGUGUAUACGCAUGCUGUGGGGCUAUGGGCUUGCGUCAAAGAAGCAACCAAGUCGGCAUGUUAUCAACGAGAGAAGUGUUUUAUCACAAGUGAAGGGCAUAACAAUGCUACAUGUCAUGCUACACGUGACGUUGGCAGAUUUGAAACAUAUAAUGCAAGAGACAGUUAUGAAUUUGUGGAUGUUUUCAGAGCACAAAAUGAAAGAAAUUAUGAGCAAAAGCCAGGAUAUAAAAACUGCUAUGCAACAUCAAGAAGACAGUAUUGGGAUGCAAGAGCCAGAAUAAUUAGAAGAGAACAUGAAGCACAAAAUGACCUCCCAAAUAAUUUCUCCCACCCCGGUAACAAUUUUUCCAGAGAUGGAAGCUACUUCGACUGAAAGAUGACAAGAGAUGAGGAUGAUGAAAUGACUCAGAGACCUGAAUGGGGGACUGAGGGAGCGAUGCCUUGAGCAGGGGAGUGAACAGGGUGAACAAAGGGGUCAACAAAUUCUACCCUCUUCCUGUUCAUAUCAGAUAGUGGCUCAUAUUCAGUUUCUUGCCCCAGGCCCCUAGAUGUCUGUCGAUGGGCCUGGUCCUGAGACAUGAUAGACACUUUUGAAAGUCCAUAAUGAUGCUGUGUUUAAUUAUGACUAGUUAUUAAUGUGACUUAAAACAAUUACCACGUUUUACUACACUGACAGUGAUUAAUCGGU
Messenger RNA from Periophthalmus magnuspinnatus, 3228 nucleotides. RefSeq lists its product as uncharacterized. Bases 73 to 2913 code for a protein of 946 amino acids. The transcript is spliced from 2 exons. Lineage: Eukaryota; Metazoa; Chordata; Actinopteri; Gobiiformes; Gobiidae. The record is from RefSeq and is a predicted model, not a curated record.